Osmerus eperlanus (European smelt) is the source of this 2854-nucleotide messenger RNA. Its product is annotated as zinc finger protein 271-like. NCBI's taxonomy places the organism in Eukaryota, Metazoa, Chordata, Actinopteri, Osmeriformes, Osmeridae. The transcript has 2 exons. Gene Ontology annotation, biological process: negative regulation of transcription by RNA polymerase II. The record is from RefSeq and is a predicted model, not a curated record. Bases 515 to 1795 code for a protein of 426 amino acids. Gene Ontology annotation, molecular function: DNA-binding transcription repressor activity, RNA polymerase II-specific.
UUAAAAGUUAUUUGUAACACAGCUAAAUACAGCUCAGCCUGAGCUCAACAGUUAGCCUGCCACUGAGCAGCCUAUGUGAUACAAGUUACCCUAGUAGUCACUGCGCUGGGAAACCAAUAAACCACGGCAAUGGAACGGAUACCUCUCUGAAAUGAGCUCGAUUUAUCGAAAUAAAUCUGGAUUUUCCUUAAUUUACGUUGAUGGAAUACCACCUGGCCAAACAUUCCAGAUGCGGUGACUGAGUUUUCUAUCCAUCAUCUGGGCUGAUGGAUAUGUGCCCUAUCGCUCAAUCUACACUUGUUUCUCAUGCCAGAGAUCUCCUAUUGGCCAAUCAUACUUGAUCGUGGGCGGAGACGAGACAGAGAGGACAUCUUAAGGCUCCAGAGAGACUCAACCAGAGAGAAACAAGCUCUGGAUAAGAGCGUCUGCUAAAUGACCAAAUGUAAGCUUCCAGAGGCUAGAUACCAGACAGGACCCAGAGAGACCAGACAGAAAACAAAGAGAGACCUGAGUUAUGGAGACACAUCAGUGUGACACCUGUGGGAAGAGCCUUUCCUCAUCCAGUAGCCUCAAGCAGCACGUGAUGAUCCACACUGGAGACAAGCUCUACAACUGUGAGCUCUGUGGCUGUAGUUUUACAACAAACGGCAGUCUGAAACGCCACAUGCAUAUCCACUCCGGAGAAAAGCCUUACAGCUGUGACCUCUGUGGUAAAACCUUUAGCCACUCUAGCCAAUUAACAGUUCACAGCAGGAUCCACACUGGAGACAAGCCCUACAACUGUCACCUCUGUGGCUAUAGUUGUACAACAAACAGCAAUCUGAAAAGCCACAUGUAUAUCCACUCCGGAGAAAAGCCUUACAGCUGUGACCUCUGUGGUAAAACCUUUAGCCACUCGAGCCACUUAACAGUUCACAGCAGGAUCCACACCGGAGAGAAGCCCUAUUACUGUGACUGUUGUAAUACAUUAUUCUCUACCUCUGGUGGAUUGAAGGAGCACAGCAAGAUCCACACUGGAGAGAAGCCGUACAGCUGUGACCUCUGUGGCUAUAGUUGUACAACAAACGGCAGUCUGAAAAGCCACAUGUAUAUCCACGCCGAAGAAAAACCUUACAGCUGUGACCUCUGUGGUAAAACCUUUAGCCAUGCUGGCGGUUUGAAAGAUCACUGCAGGAUCCACACUGGAGAGAAGCCCUACAACUGUGACCUAUGUGGCUAUAGUUGUACAACAAACAGCAAGAUGAAACGCCACAUGUACAUCCACUCUGGAGAAAAACCUUGCAGCUGUGAUCUCUGUGGUAAAACCUUUAGCCAUUCUGGCCAAUUGACAGUUCACCGCAGAAUCCACACAGGAGAGAAGCCCUACAGCUGUGACCUCUGUGGUAAAACCUUUAGACAGGCAAAUACUCUCACUCUUCACAGCAGGAUCCACACAGGAGAGAAGCCCUACAGCUGUGACCUCUGUGAUAAAACCUUUAGCCGGGCAGGUACUCUCACUCUUCACAGCAGGACCCACACUGGGGAGAAGCCCUACAGCUGUGACCUCUGUGAUAAAACCUUUAGACAGAGAGGGGAAUUCACAGCUCACCGCAGAAUCCACACAGGAGAGAAGCCCUACAGCUGUGACCUCUGUGGUAAAACCUUUAGACAAUCUGGCCAAUUGACUGUUCACAGCAGGAUCCACACAGGAGAGAAGCCCUACAGCUGUGACCUCUGUGGUCAAACCUUUCGCAACUCUGGCAAUUUGACAGUUCACAGCAGGAGCCACACUGUACAUAGAACCCUACAGCUGUGACCUCUAUGGUAACACCUUCAGAAAGACUGACCAUUUAAUAGCUUACAGCAGGAUCCACACAGGAGAGAAGCCCUACAACUGUGACCUCUGUGCUAAAACCUUUAGCCACUCCUGCCAAUUGACAGUUCACAGCAGGAUCCACACCAGAGAGAAGCCCUACAGCUGUGACCUUUGUGGUCAAACCUUUAGCUAGGCUGGCAGUUUAAGAUUUAACAGCUGGACCCAUACUGGAGCCAUACAGCUGUGACCUCUGUGAUAAAACCUUUAGACGGAGAAGGGAAUUCACAGUUCACCACAGAAUCCACACCGGAGAGAAGCCCUACACCUGUGACCUCUGUGGUGAAUCCUUUAGACAAUCUGGCCAAUUGACAGCUCACAGCAGGAUCCAAACUGAAGAGAAGCCCUACAGCUGUGACCUCUGUGGUGAAACCUUUAGACAAUCUGGCCAAUUGACAGCUCACAGCAGGAUCCAAACUGAAGAGAAGCCCUACAGCUGUGACCUCUGAUGUCAAUCCUUCAGACAAGCAUGCACUUUCAGAGUUCACCUCACAAGGAAACACACUGGAGAGAAGCCUUUUCUGUGACUGCUGCAAUAACUGCUUCUCUACCUCUAGGGAAUUGAAGAAGCACAGCAGAAUCCACACAGGAGAGAAGCCCUACAGCUGCCCACACUGUGACUAUUCAAGUAAAACAAAUGACCAUCUGAAGAGUCACCUGCAUAUCCACAAUACAAAACAAAGCACUGAUGUCUGGGGCCAAGCUGUCCCAGCUGUCACCACCUGAGAGAACUUCUGUAUGACCCACAGCUGGAAGAGCUAUAUUACUGAUACGCAGAAUGUCUGUGAGAGAGAGGCUUCUCUCCUUUUCAGGUCAAGAGGUCAUGUUGUGGCACUCCCAGGGUCUCACUUGUCCAGACUGACUGAAGUCAGUGAGGAGAAACUAUGCUGGAAAAGGCUUCAAUGAGUUAAGAUGCUGUCAGGUACAGUGAUGCCGGUAACGCGUUACUGUAAUCUGACCACUUUUUUCAGUAAUGAGUAAUCUAACGCGUUACUAUUUCCA